Messenger RNA from Labeo rohita (rohu), 1989 nucleotides. Its product is annotated as gastrula zinc finger protein XlCGF57.1-like. Lineage: Eukaryota; Metazoa; Chordata; Actinopteri; Cypriniformes; Cyprinidae. Gene Ontology annotation, cellular component: nucleus. The record is from RefSeq and is a predicted model, not a curated record. Gene Ontology annotation, biological process: regulation of transcription by RNA polymerase II. The transcript is spliced from 4 exons. The coding region runs from base 105 to 1490 and encodes 461 amino acids. Gene Ontology annotation, molecular function: DNA-binding transcription activator activity, RNA polymerase II-specific; RNA polymerase II cis-regulatory region sequence-specific DNA binding.
CGUGACGUCAUUAGACAACGCCGCGCUCCUGCAUCAGUUGAGUUUGGGCUGUAGAGAGAUACUCCUCCUGAAUGGACUGAGAUCAAUGUGACACUGUUAUAAAGAUGACUUUUAUUAAAGAGGAGAAUGAAGACGUGAAGAUCGAAGAAGCUUCCGGAGUCAAACAUGAAGAUACUGAUGAAAAAACAAAAAUGCCAUUUUUUAAAGAGGAAAGUGAAAACAUGAGGAUUGAAGAAGCUUUCAGGGUCAAACAUGAAGAUACUGAGGAACAAACAGACCUGACAGCACUGAAAGAGGAGAAUGAAGUACUGAAUGAAAUCAAAGAGGAAGAUCAAUUCAUGAAUCCUCAUGAUAUCAAAACUGAAGAAAAAUCUUUUAGUUGUUCACAGACUGAAACAACUUCCAUACAAGAAAUGGCUCCAAAGACAGGAAAUAUAAGUUGUUUCACCUGCCAAGAGUGUGGAAAGAGGUUCACUCAUAAAGGAAGCUUUAACAGACACAUGAGAAUUCACACUGGAGAAAGGCCUUUUACCUGCCGUCAGUGUGGAAAAAAAUUUCAUCAACAUGGAAACCUUAAAGUCCACAUGAGAAUUCAUACAGGAGAAAAGCCUUUUGCCUGUCAACAGUGUGGACAAAGUUUCCAACGAAAAGUAAACCUUGAUUACCACAUGACUGUUCACACUGGAGAAAGCCCUUACACCUGCCAGCAGUGUGGAAGAAGUUUCAGCCAAAAAGGGAACCUUGAUUUCCACAUUAGAUCACACAAGGGAGAAGGACCCUAUAAAUGCACUCAGUGUGAAAUUAGUUUCAGCCAAAAAGAAAAAUAUGAAGAGCACAUACAAUCUCACACUGCAGAGAAACCCUACACAUGCCGUCAGUGUGGAAAUGUUUUCAUUCGAAAAGGAAAAUAUGAAGACCACAUGAAUGAAGAGACAACAGAAAAUAUAAGUUGUUUCACCUGCCAAGAGUGUGGAAACAGUUUCACUCAUAAAGGAAGCUUUAACAGGCACAUGAGGAUUCAUACAGGAGAGAAACCUUACACCUGUCAAGAGUGUGGAAAGAGUUUCACUAAUAAAGGAAGCCUUAACAGACACAUGAGAAUACACACUGGAGAAAGGCCUUACACCUGCCGUCAGUGUGGAAAGGGAUUUCAUCAACAUGGAAACCUUAAAGUCCACAUGAGAAUUCACACUGGAGAAAAGCCUUUUGCCUGCCAACAGUGUGGAAAAAGUUUCAAAAGAAAACUAAACCUUGAUUAUCACUUGAUAGUUCACACUGAAGAAAGGCUUUACACCUGCCAGCAGUGUGAAAUUAGUUUCAGCCAAGAAGAAAAAUAUGAAGAGCACAUACAAUCUCACACUGCAGAGAAACCCUACACAUGCCGUCAGUGUGGAAAUGUUUUUAUUCGAAAAGGAAAAUAUGAAGACCACAUGAAUGAAGAGACAGCCUGCAUAUGCAAUCUGUGUACCAUUCGUUCAUUUGUUUUUUGAUUUAAUAUUAAAAGAAACAUGAGAAAAUGGCAACUUGUUAUUUUUUCCCCCAGAAAAACAAGAAUUCAGCUUGAUUUUUAGUAUGCUGCAGCAUAGACUGUAAAAAAAGGGCUGCAGUUGCAUGGACAAUUAACACGUUUAAUGCAACUUCAUCUUUUCCUCCUCAAACAACCAGACUGAUGAAUGGCUCGACACAACCCGUUCUGGGGCACAAGCCUGGGGGUCAUUCUAUAAUUGGGGGUACGUCUCAUAUAUUUUUAAUAUAUUUUCAUCAAUAUAAAGCUGUGAUGCUUAAUUUUCUAGUACACAAUUAUAUUUUUUCCCAAUCACACUACUGUGUGUUUAAAAAAAACAUGUCUUUUGUUUAAAAAUGUUUCUCAUAUCACAUGGUAUUCAGAUGUCUGAUUUUGUAAAGUUGCUCAUUCUACUCUGCAUUUAAGCAUGGAAAUUACCUCAAAUAUAAAUGAAUUUCAUAGUUUUGCCUUCAGUUCAAUUAGGU